CAUGUAUUGUUUCAAGGAAGAAGAAAAACAAAGGUCAUCGUAUUUGAUGCGUUAUUCAGGGUAGAAUUUCUUAAACACUACAGUAGUCUAAACUCGAGACGUUAGAAGCUUACUAACGCGUUUCAGCAGUCUCAAUCAUGCUUAUUUUCCUCACAAAUGCUGUAGACCAUGUAUAAGAAUCUAACCCCAUUUCCCAAGUAUUUAUAAACAUGCUAAUUGCCAUUGCCAAGCAUCGAAGUCACAGAUUCUAAAUCCUAGGCAAUGGCUGAGCGAGAGCAGGUCAAGCCCUUUGCCUCCGCCACCUUAGGAGGAGUUCGCAGCAGCAGCAGCAGCGACGACGACGAAGCUUUGUCUAUGGAAAUGCAGCUGAGAAAGAGGAGAUAUAUCCAGUGCUGUGGCUGCAUCGCCGCUCUUUUUUUAAUCCUAGCCGCCGUAGUUUUAGUCCUGUCUUUCACCGUGUUUCGAAUCGGGGACCCAUUGAUCAGGUUGAAUUCUCUAACGAUACAGAGCCUGGAUAUUUCAACGAACGGAAGUUUAAAGACUCGUGUGAACUUGACACUUUUAGUUGAUGUUUCGGUGAAGAACCCCAACGCGGCAACCUUCAAAUUCGAUAACGGCUCGACGACGAUUUACUACGGUGGCAGGGUGGUGGGCGAGGGCGUCCAUUUCCAAGAGAAGAUUAAGCCCAGGCGUACGCUGCGGAGAAAUGUGACGGUGGCAAUAGAUCCUGUGAAAUUCGUGGAAGUUCCCGGCUUUAUCACUGAUUUAAUGGUUGCUAAGAGAAUGAAUGUAAGCAGUCAUACCAUAAUUUCAGGCCGGGUUAAUGUUAUGAACCUCGUUAAAAAGCACGUUGUGGUGAAAUUCAAUUGUUUCAUGAAUGUUAGAUUCCCCAACAAUGGCUUUCACGGAGAGAAGUGCAAGCCAGAACUCGAUUUCUAAAGUUCAUAUAUGAUGAUGAUAGUUAUUUGUUGAAGUUGUGGUUAGGUAUGCAGGGAGCACUUGGAUUAGUUUGUUGUUUUUAAUAUGAAACUACAUGUAAAGAGUUAGAAGUAGUGUAAGAAAAAUUUCCCAGUUUUUUUUGUUUA
Gossypium arboreum is the source of this 1085-nucleotide messenger RNA. RefSeq lists its product as uncharacterized. The transcript has a single exon. Bases 262 to 939 code for a protein of 225 amino acids. The record is from RefSeq and is a predicted model, not a curated record. NCBI's taxonomy places the organism in Eukaryota, Viridiplantae, Streptophyta, Magnoliopsida, Malvales, Malvaceae.